GCAAAAAACUUGAAGUAGAAUCCUACUUUUCCAGAGUGAACGAUAAAUAUUAUUUUUUUCACGCGGCCAGAAACGGUAGGAAGAUGUUUUAGUUUACUACGCAGAUCUCAUCUGGCGGGAAAGCCGUGACGUGGGCGGAAGAAGAAGAAAAAAUACCUGCUAUUUAAAGUGUGAAGAGUCGCUGGAUGCAGGGAUUCAGUGUGCGAGCAGAGCGGGGCGUCAACAGCCGCUGAUACUACAGAUAACCGAUCACUGCUAUUGAUCACACACUGACAGAAGGAUUAUUGAUCAUCCAGUAACACAGUUGGAUAAAUUAGUUUCAGAAGAUUUAAUUUGACCCUGAAACAUUUGGAUUUUACGCCGCUUUCAGGACAGUUACCAUAAGUCUGCUCCUUGAGAUUAACGGCAGCCACGAUGCUGUUAACCAUGUCUGGCACAAACUAUGACUACGACUACGACAUCAUCCAGCCCUUCUUCCUGGAUGGCGAGGAGGAGGACUUCUACCUUCCUCCACACUCCCAGCUCCUCCCAGGUCCCAAUGAGGACAUCUGGAAGAAGUUCGAGCUCCUGCCGACACCUCCUUUGUCCCCCAGCAGGACACCCUCACCGUCUGUCGCCCCACUGUCCGCCGGAGACCACCUGGAGGCGGUUUAUGACCUGCUAGAUGAGGAGUGCAACACUUCUGCAGCGUUCCUCCAGUCAUUCAUCAUCCAGGACUGCAUGUGGAGCAGCAGUUUUGCCGCUGCCGCCAAGCUGAAGAAGGUGGUGUCUGAGAGGCUGGAGUGUCUCCGGGCCCGCCGGGACUCCUCCGCCGCCAACAGCAUUGCGCCUGCAUCAGCGGAUCCACAGCUGGACCGGCCUCAGGAGAACACAGAGUAUCUGAAAGAUCUCCACGCCGCGGCGGUGGACUGCAUUGACCCGUCGGAGGUGUUCCAGGAGAAGCAGGGCGGAGAGGGAGCGGAGGUGGAGGUGGGAUCAGAACUGUGUCUGGACUCGCCGCCCCUCAGCAGCAGUGACAGCGAAUCAGAAGAAGAAGAAAUGGACAACGAUGAGGAAGAAGAGAUCGAUGUGGUGACAGUGGACAGGCAGAGGACAUGUCGGCGGUCCAGUGCCUCCCCUCUGGUUCUCAAGCGCUCUCACAUCAACAUCCACCAACACAACUACGCCGCCCAGCAGCCCGCUGAGAAACGGGCGAAGACGCAGAGCCCGGCGUUGAGGCAGAGCGGCGGGCGGCGGUGCUGGAGCCCGCGGUCGGACGGAGAGGACGACGACAAGCGCAGGACACACAACGUGCUGGAGAGGCAGCGGCGAAACGAGCUGAGGAUGAGCUUCCUGACCCUGAGGGACGAAGUCCCGGCGGUGGCCAACAACGAGAAGGCGGCGAAGGUGGUGAUCCUGAAGAAGGCCACAGAGUUUAUUGGAAAGAUGAGAGAGGAAGAAAGGAGGCUGCAGAAGAUGGAGGAUGAGCUGAGGAAGAGGAGCAGGAAGCUGAAACAGAGACUGGAGCAGCUCAGGACUUUACACUAACUGUUUCUGUUCAUGACAUUUACCCUGAACGCAGCUCAGAUCCGUCUGGUCUGUCAUCAGUCCACCUAUUUAUUUAGCUUAGUUUUCUAAAUGUUUAUUUUAUUUAAAACGGUUUUAUUGUUGUGUUGGUAGUUCAGACGCCUGAUCAGGAAUACAAACCCAAAAACCAGACUUUAUGUGGUAACCUGAACUUUCCUCUAAUGCUCAUCAGAAAACAUUGUGUAUGUUUGACUGUGUAAUUUCUAUUAUGAAAUAGUUUAUUUUUAUAUUUUCUUUGUUGAACUGAUUCUUUACAGAAAUCAGCUGCAAAAGAUGAAGAACAUGCUGCAAAUGUGAAAAUAAAAACCCUCCUUUGUGGAGGUUCUG
Melanotaenia boesemani (Boeseman's rainbowfish) is the source of this 1893-nucleotide messenger RNA. Its product is annotated as transcriptional regulator Myc-B-like. Gene Ontology annotation, biological process: positive regulation of cell population proliferation; regulation of transcription by RNA polymerase II. The transcript is spliced from 3 exons. The record is from RefSeq and is a predicted model, not a curated record. Lineage: Eukaryota; Metazoa; Chordata; Actinopteri; Atheriniformes; Melanotaeniidae. Gene Ontology annotation, molecular function: RNA polymerase II cis-regulatory region sequence-specific DNA binding; DNA-binding transcription factor activity, RNA polymerase II-specific; protein dimerization activity. Bases 415 to 1527 code for a protein of 370 amino acids.